UAAUAUAAUGUCUAAGUAGCAGUGACGUUUCAGGAGAAAUCGUAUUACAAUGGCAAACUGGCGGAAGUGAACAUCAGUUUAUGUUUGUGAUUAUAUUCAACCACUCAACGCCACACAUGGCUAUCCCCAGACAAGAUGGUAUACAGGAUAUCAAUGCUGACCUACUUGAUGAUGUUUCGAACCAACCACCACCACUUCCUCCAAGAAAACCAUUGAAAACUCAAGUGAAACUUACUGAAGAACAACAUCGAAAUAGAAAAUCAAAUCCCAGACUGCCAAAAACCGUAAACUUAAUGACCUUUCCAAACGACAAUGAAGACACAAAUAAAUUAGCAGCAAGCUGGGAUGUCUCUACUGAAAAUACAUUCGAUAACAUCAUUCCAGAAUGUACCCUUUUAAACCUAAGUGGCAAUUCUGAAACCAACGAAACACACCACAAGACUUACUGUGGAUUAGAAACAAACAUGUCCGACAGCCUUGACAAGUAUUUUAUUGGCGAUUUGUUCAAGAAAUCUUCUGACUUGGAUUCAGAAACAAGACCCAGACUUUAUACACCUGCUUUUAGUACAUGUAUCAAAGGUAUUGAGGCCGUAAAAUCUGCAAACAGUGUCGAUUUACCAACACUGCCGGGAGAAAAACAAAACAAAAGUGAUGGUUUGGAAGUGGUAGAUUCUAAGAAAUCCAUCACACACCUCACGAAUACACCGUCACAGUCGUCGAAACCUAACAAAAUGAAGUCGGACUCGGCAAGAUUUAAAAGGUCGAGGUUGAUUUUGACAGACUGCUUCGGAGAAAACAGUUUGUAUACAUUAGACCAUAUGAAUCCAAAACUCACAGUAGAAAACGUUCAGGAUAGUGACACUGAAUCUGAAGAAACAGAUGAUAUUUGGGACACGCCGACACCUAGACAACAUUACGUGUAUUUAAAAAAGCUCAGAGAACUGGAACAAGAAGUGAACCAAAUAGAACAGCUUCAGAAAGAUAUAAGUUCAACCGAAACUCUGAAAAUAUCAAACAUACAUCGUCCUAAGUUUUCCUCUCAGCGAUCAUUGAGCGAUAGCGAUAUCUAUAUUUCGUUGGAUUUUGAAGACAACAUGGUAGGUCAAGAUAUCCCUAAAGAAGGGAUUGUAGUCCAAAGUGAUAAUCAUGACAUGAAAAAAACCGCGAGCAUAGACAAUAUCAACAGAUGGACAAAAAAGGUCGGAUCUAGUACAACAAAACAUGAUCCACCUAGUAUGGGAGCAUCAUCAAGCUUUGAAAAUAUCAAAACCAAGCCCACCAAGCUGUGUGGAAGAAUAACUAAACGCGAUAAAGACAAUUCGGAUGGAACAUCUCAAAAACUUUCAAUCAAAGAAGACGCCCGGGCGGAGCUCUCAUGUCCCUGUGAAAGACCGUGUGGACAUGUUGAAAGGUUGGCGACAACACAAGGAGGUUUCAUCUAUGUUUCCUUCAAACAGUGUUCAUGGGUUUCUUUGUACGACAAUAAAUACGAGAGAGUGUACCAGUUUGAUACACCUGGCCGGGUGGAUAGUCUGGCGGUGUCUUCCACCGGAGUCCUCUAUGUCUCUUGUCCUUAUCAGAAGAAGAUUUGCAUGUUGUCAUCAAACCUUCAGUUGACAGUUCUGCACUCUUUCAUCAAAUUGUAUCCACGCGGAGUUGCUGUAUCACCGGACGACGGCACCCUGGUAGUCUGUAUGGCGUCUACGGCUGAGGGGUAUUCUAUGCCAGGUCCUUCAAAGAACAGUUGUCUGAUGCGAUUUCAAGGCGAAAUCCCCAACAAAGCCGGACAAAUUGUGAACAAAAGAAAUCAUUUUGGAUACCCAGUAAAGGUAAUCAUUAACAUGAAUGGAUUUAUAUUAGUGUCAGAUUUCGGUUUGAGAUGUCUGUUUGUUUUGGAUAAAGGGGGAAAUAUGUUGCAGACGUUUCCUUUACUAGGAGGAGUGCCACUGUGGCAUAUACAUGCUCUUACAAGUAACUCCGUUAGCUCGUUCUACGUUGUUCAAGGAGGAGCUGGAACACUGUCAAUCACACGACUAGGAGAAUACCUAGGAACCUUCGAGGAGACAUCGACAUCAACUAAGUAUGAACGUUUAGUAAAACGUACAGUUGAAACGGCUUCAAUGAAUACGGAGGGGCAGAUAGUUCUAGCAUCUGGAAAUGUCAUCACACUCGUUUAGCUCGUAUACUAGUAAUAAGGUGCGAAAAAUGUCAGAUUUCUUUUUACUGGAAAACAGUGACAAAAGUUGUUCGCUCAAUUAGUGUAAAUAUAAGGGCAGAUUUUUGGGCAGAUUAAGCAGCCGCACAUCAUGCUACUAAUCUUUUAUGGUACUGUAUAGGCGACGAACAAUGUUGGAUGCAAGUCUACUAUUAUGUGAUUGUGUUGACAACAUAAAUAGAAUCCUGCUUACAGAUAGAACAUCUUUUGCCAGGUAAAAAACGUAUUAGGGGCAGGUGAGGGACUAAAUAGACAGGCAAAAGUGACGCCCUGUGGUAUAUUCAUAUACUGUGAUGCUUAUUUGGUUUUACGGAAUAGUGUACUCAUACUUGUUUAUUUAUACACUAAUCUAUAAUAUUGUUUAUUUACAUCUCUCCCUUGUUCAGCUUAGUAAACUCUAACUGCGUUUAAUUUUUCGUAAACGCAGAGAAAAAAAGUCUCGGCGGAUUGAUAUUUGUUUCAAAUAUGACGCCGUACACGCUUCAGAGAGAUAACAGUCCAAUGGCACCAUCUAGAUACAGAGAACAUAUUCGGAAUCCAUUAGGUGUAACUAUACAACGAAAUAAUGCUGACAAACUUAUUAUUCCAAGGAUGCACAUUCUCAUAUUUUUUUGGCGGUAACGUCAACAAUGGCGGCUUUGUUCUGAAACAUUCGACAGCGUCACUCCAUGAUCAGUGUAUCACUGCGCGUACAUGACGACCAUUGAAAAUAAACAGAUUAGUUCGAAGAGCUUCUCACAUUGCUUAAUUUAAAAAAAAAAAAACAUGAAAGGAAAAAAAUACUGUUCACUCAUAUAUCGAUGAGGAUUCAUUGGAACUAUAUUGAAUCAUUAACACACUUUCUUAAUGAUUGACCUUCAUUUUGCCGGCGUAUACGGUAGUAUAAACGCAGCUAUUAAUGAACAUAUUCUUUAUUUAGUGCUAACGUGCACCAUAUAAUAUGUCCGUUGCCAACUUCGUUAAUAUUACCGUAUACGCCGUCAAAACGAUGUUCAUUUCUUCAAUGCAUUAAACCAAAUCUUGGUAAGAAAUUGGGUUUAGAAAUUAAAUCAAUGAUACUGUAUAUGAUAUGCAUUUUAUAUAUAUUUCAAACGAACUUUAUCAUGUAGACUUGUUGUAAGAAAAAAGGUUUCAUAUCAUCAACAGUGUUAGAAAUAUGCAUGACGUGGUGGAUAUUUUUGUAUAAUAAAGAUCUAUAGCGAACAUAAUCGUAUAUUUCCAAAAAAGAUGGCGUUCUGGAAACUGAAAAGAAAAUAUCAGAUUACAUAAGUGCUACAUGUAAUGAUAUUACUGGUAAUACUGAGCAAUUAAUUUGGAGUAUUCAAACAUUGAAUCAUGAAGAAGCCGAUAAUUGACAAAAAACAUGUAAGAAAUAUACAUAAAUCGGCAUUAUUAAAGUUGUAACAGUAUGUUUAUUGAAAGAGUGGCAUGUAACUAAUUCAUAUACUCUUGAUCAUAAAACCUACAUCAGUGUAUAUGUGUAUAUGUUACGAAGGAAAAUAAACAA
Messenger RNA from Mizuhopecten yessoensis (Yesso scallop), 3722 nucleotides. RefSeq lists its product as uncharacterized. Lineage: Eukaryota; Metazoa; Mollusca; Bivalvia; Pectinida; Pectinidae. Bases 81 to 2177 code for a protein of 698 amino acids. The record is from RefSeq and is a predicted model, not a curated record. The transcript has 3 exons.